Messenger RNA from Drosophila arizonae, 6050 nucleotides. It is a transcript of the gene Polr2A, whose product is annotated as RNA polymerase II subunit RpII215. The record is from RefSeq and is a predicted model, not a curated record. NCBI's taxonomy places the organism in Eukaryota, Metazoa, Arthropoda, Insecta, Diptera, Drosophilidae. Gene Ontology annotation, biological process: transcription by RNA polymerase II. Gene Ontology annotation, cellular component: RNA polymerase II, core complex. Gene Ontology annotation, molecular function: DNA binding.
UUGCCUCGCGUCUGCAAGUGGAAAACCGCGGAUAUAGCACAAAAGUCCAUUUCGAGCGUUCAGUUGUAAUGUUAGGAUUGUAAAACAUGCGCUGAACACACAACAAACAACCACCAACAUUUAUUUUAAAUUUAUCGCCGCCAAAACAAGACGCGUGUGACUAUUUACGCUGUACGCUCGCUGGCUUUGUCACGCGUGCAAAACAUUUUUCAGCAGUUUUUCACAGUUGCGGAAAAUCGCGACACUUGAAAGAGUUUCCCGCAACAAGGCAAUAUGAGCACCACGACGGAUUCGAAGGCGCCGUUGCGCCAGGUGAAACGCGUGCAGUUCGGCAUUUUAUCACCUGAUGAAAUACGCCGAAUGUCCGUGACGGAGGGCGGCGUUCAGUUCGCUGAGACCCUGGAAGGCGGUCGGCCGAAGCUAGGCGGCUUGAUGGAUCCACGCCAGGGUGUGAUAGAUCGGACGUCGCGCUGUCAGACGUGCGCGGGCAAUAUGACCGAGUGUCCGGGACAUUUUGGGCACAUUGAUUUAGCUAAACCCGUCUUUCACAUCGGCUUCAUAACGAAGACCAUCAAAAUCCUGCGCUGCGUUUGUUUCUAUUGCUCCAAGAUGUUAGUCUCUCCACACAAUCCCAAGAUCAAGGAGAUUGUCAUGAAAUCAAAGGGUCAGCCACGGAAACGCUUGGCUUACGUCUACGACCUGUGCAAAGGCAAAACGAUUUGCGAGGGCGGCGAGGAUAUGGACAUGACCAAAGACAAUCAGCAAGUGGAUCCGAACAAGAAGCCCGGCCACGGUGGCUGCGGUCACUAUCAGCCAUCGAUCCGGCGCACUGGCCUGGACUUGACGGCCGAAUGGAAACACGUCAACGAGGACUCGCAGGAGAAGAAGAUCAUCGUCUCCGCGGAGCGUGUCUGGGAGAUCCUCAAGCAUAUUACCGACGAAGAGUGCUUCAUACUGGGCAUGGACCCAAAGUAUGCUCGACCCGAUUGGAUGAUUGUCACCGUGCUGCCAGUGCCUCCUCUAGCCGUCCGCCCGGCUGUAGUUAUGUUCGGUGCAGCCAAGAACCAGGACGAUUUGACCCACAAGUUGGCCGACAUCAUCAAGGCCAACAAUGAGCUGCGCAAGAAUGAGGCAAGCGGCGCUGCGGCUCAUGUCAUACAGGAGAAUAUAAAGAUGCUGCAGUUCCACGUGGCGACGCUGGUCGACAACGAUAUGCCCGGCAUGCCGCGCGCGAUGCAGAAGUCGGGCAAGCCGCUGAAAGCGAUCAAGGCACGUCUCAAGGGCAAGGAGGGACGUAUUCGUGGUAAUUUGAUGGGAAAGCGUGUGGAUUUCUCUGCACGAACUGUCAUCACGCCCGAUCCCAAUUUGCGCAUUGACCAGGUCGGUGUGCCACGUUCGAUAGCACAAAACCUAACCUUCCCGGAGCUGGUGACUCCAUUCAACAUCGAUCGCAUGCAGGAGCUCGUGCGUCGCGGCAAUUCGCAAUAUCCGGGCGCCAAAUACAUUGUGCGCGACAACGGAGAGCGUAUCGAUUUGCGUUUCCACCCAAAGUCCUCGGACCUCCAUUUGCAGUGCGGCUACAAGGUGGAGCGACACUUGCGAGACGACGACCUGGUCAUCUUCAAUCGCCAGCCGACGCUGCACAAGAUGAGUAUGAUGGGUCACAGAGUGAAGGUGUUGCCCUGGUCCACGUUCCGCAUGAAUUUGUCCUGCACAUCGCCCUACAAUGCCGAUUUUGACGGCGACGAGAUGAAUCUCCAUGUUCCCCAAUCCAUGGAAACGCGCGCUGAAGUCGAGAAUAUUCACAUAACACCGCGACAGAUUAUUACGCCACAGGCCAACAAACCCGUCAUGGGCAUUGUGCAGGAUACACUGACCGCCGUCCGUAAGAUGACGAAACGUGAUGUGUUCAUCACGCGGGAGCAGGUGAUGAAUCUGCUGAUGUUCCUGCCCACGUGGGAUGGCAAGAUGCCGCAGCCGUGCAUAUUGAAGCCGCGUCCACUGUGGACAGGCAAACAGAUCUUCUCAUUGAUCAUACCCGGCAACGUGAACAUGAUACGCACGCACUCAACGCAUCCAGACGAGGAGGACGAUGGACCCUACAAGUGGAUAUCGCCCGGUGACACAAAGGUCAUGGUAGAGCAUGGCGACCUCAUCAUGGGCAUUCUCUGCAAGAAGACGCUCGGCACGUCAGCCGGCUCCCUGUUGCAUAUUUGUUUCCUUGAAUUGGGUCACGACAUUGCCGGACGCUUCUACGGCAACAUCCAAACGGUGAUCAACAACUGGCUGCUGCUCGAGGGCCACAGCAUUGGCAUCGGCGACACCAUCGCCGAUCCGCAGACCUACAACGAAAUCCAAAUGGCCAUCAAGAAGGCCAAGGACGAUGUCAUCAACGUCAUUCAAAAGGCCCACAACAUGGAGCUGGAGCCAACGCCCGGCAAUACGCUGCGACAGACCUUCGAGAACAAAGUGAAUCGCAUAUUGAACGAUGCUCGUGACAAGACUGGUGGAUCGGCCAAGAAGUCCCUCACGGAAUACAACAAUCUAAAGGCGAUGGUGGUGUCCGGCUCGAAGGGCUCCAACAUUAACAUCUCACAGGUCAUUGCUUGUGUGGGCCAGCAGAACGUGGAGGGCAAGCGCAUACCAUAUGGCUUCCGCAAGCGCACUCUGCCGCAUUUCAUCAAGGAUGAUUAUGGUCCAGAGUCUAGGGGCUUUGUGGAGAACUCGUAUCUGGCCGGCCUGACACCGUCCGAGUUCUACUUCCACGCCAUGGGCGGCAGAGAAGGUUUGAUUGAUACGGCUGUGAAGACAGCUGAAACUGGCUACAUCCAGCGUCGUCUCAUCAAGGCUAUGGAGUCUGUGAUGGUCAACUACGAUGGCACCGUGCGUAACUCGGUCGGACAGCUGAUUCAGCUGCGUUACGGCGAGGACGGCCUCUGUGGCGAGCUGGUCGAGUUCCAAAAUAUGCCCACUGUGAAGCUGUCCAAUAAGGUCUUUGAGAAGCGCUUCAAAUUCGAUUGGUCCAAUGAGCGGUACAUGCGCAAGGUGUUCACAGACGACGUCAUCAAAGAGAUGACGGACAGCAGCGAUGCCAUCCAGGAGUUGGAGUCCGAAUGGGAUCGCCUCGUCAGCGAUCGCGAAAACCUUCGCACCAUCUUUCCCAAUGGCGACUCCAAGGUGGUGCUGCCGUGCAACCUGCAGCGCAUGAUCUGGAAUGUGCAGAAGAUCUUUCACAUCAACAAACGCCUGCCCACGGAUCUGUCGCCGAUGCGUGUGAUCAGAGGCGUGAAGGGAUUGCUGGAACGCUGUGUCAUUGUCACGGGCAACGAUCGCAUCUCCAAGCAGGCCAACGAGAACGCCACGCUGCUCUUCCAGUGCCUCAUCCGCUCGACAUUGUGCACGAAGUACGUCUCCGAGGAGUUCCGCCUGUCGACCGAGGCAUUCGAGUGGUUGAUCGGUGAGAUCGAGACACGCUUCCAGCAGGCCCAGGCAAAUCCUGGCGAAAUGGUGGGCGCCUUGGCUGCUCAGAGCUUGGGCGAACCGGCCACGCAGAUGACACUGAACACUUUCCAUUUCGCUGGUGUGUCCUCGAAGAACGUAACCCUGGGCGUACCGCGUCUCAAGGAGAUUAUCAACAUAUCGAAGAAGCCAAAGGCGCCGUCUCUCACAGUUUUCCUUACCGGCGGCGCCGCUCGCGACGCGGAGAAGGCAAAGAACGUGCUGUGCCGUCUGGAGCAUACGACGCUGCGUAAGGUAACAGCCAACACGGCCAUUUACUACGAUCCAGACCCGCAGCGGACGGUCAUUGCGGAGGAUCAGGAGUUCGUCAAUGUCUACUAUGAAAUGCCCGACUUUGAUCCGACGCGCAUUUCGCCCUGGCUGCUGCGCAUCGAGCUCGACCGCAAGCGCAUGACGGAUAAGAAACUGACCAUGGAACAGAUUGCCGAGAAGAUCAAUGUUGGCUUCGGCGAGGAUCUGAACUGCAUCUUCAAUGACGACAAUGCGGACAAGCUGGUGCUGCGCAUCCGCAUCAUGAACAACGAGGAGAACAAGUUCCAGGACGAGGACGAGGCAGUCGACAAAAUGGAGGACGACAUGUUCCUCCGCUGCAUCGAGGCCAACAUGCUCUCCGACAUGACACUGCAGGGCAUUGAGGCGAUCGGCAAGGUCUAUAUGCAUCUGCCCCAGACGGACAGCAAGAAGCGAAUCGUCAUCACCGAGACGGGCGAGUUCAAGGCCAUCGGCGAAUGGCUGCUGGAAACGGAUGGCACGUCGAUGAUGAAGGUGCUGUCGGAGCGAGAUGUCGAUCCCAUACGCACAUCCUCCAAUGAUAUUUGCGAAAUCUUCCAAGUGCUGGGCAUUGAAGCUGUGCGAAAGUCCGUGGAGAAGGAGAUGAACGCUGUGCUACAGUUUUAUGGCCUCUACGUGAACUAUCGUCAUCUGGCCCUGCUUUGCGACGUGAUGACGGCCAAGGGCCACUUGAUGGCCAUCACGCGCCACGGCAUCAAUCGGCAGGAUACGGGCGCCCUUAUGCGUUGCUCCUUCGAAGAAACUGUGGACGUGUUGAUGGAUGCAGCUGCGCACGCCGAGACCGAUCCUAUGCGUGGUGUCUCCGAGAAUAUCAUAAUGGGCCAAUUGCCCAAAAUGGGCACUGGUUGCUUUGAUCUGCUGCUGGACGCGGAGAAGUGUCGCUUUGGCAUUGAGAUUCCCAAUUCUCUGGGCAGCAGCAUGCUGGGCGGUGCUGCCAUCUUUAUGGGCGGUGGCUCCACGCCAAGUAUGACGCCGCCAAUGACGCCAUGGGUGAAUUGCCAUACACCCCGUUACUUUUCGCCAUCCGGGCAUGUAAGCGCCAUGACACCGGGUGGACCCAGUUUCUCGCCCUCGGCCGCUUCAGACGCCUCUGGCAUGUCGCCCAGCUGGUCGCCGGCACAUCCGGGCUCAUCGCCCAGUUCGCCAGGCCCUUCGAUGUCGCCGUAUUUCCCCGCUUCGCCCAGCGUUUCUCCAUCUUAUUCGCCCACGUCGCCGAAUUACACGGCUUCGUCGCCGGGCGGCGCCUCACCGAAUUAUUCGCCAUCGAGCCCCAAUUAUUCGCCCACAUCGCCGCUUUAUGCGUCCACAAGUCCGAGGUACGCCUCGACCACGCCCAACUUCAACCCACAAUCGACGGGAUAUUCGCCUUCGUCGUCGGGCUAUUCGCCCACGUCGCCUGUGUACUCCCCCACGUCGAAUUUCCAGUCGAGCCCGUCGUUUGCGGGAAGCGGCAGCAAUAUGUAUUCGCCUGGCAAUGCAUAUUCGCCGAGCUCGUCAAAUUACUCGCCCAAUUCACCGUCUUAUUCACCAAUGUCGCCCUCAUAUUCGCCGUCAAGUCCAUCGUACUCGCCCACGUCGCCCUGUUACUCACCGACAUCGCCUUCGUACUCGCCGACUUCGCCGAACUACACGCCCGUCACGCCUUCGUAUUCGCCGACGUCGCCCAACUACUCGGCGUCGCCGCAUUACUCGCCGGCAUCGCCGGCCUACUCACAGACAGGCGUCAAAUAUUCGCCGACAUCGCCAACGUAUUCGCCGCCCUCGCCGUCAUACGACGGCUCGCCAGGUUCGCCGCAGUACACGCCAGGCUCGCCACAAUAUUCGCCAGCCUCGCCCAAAUAUUCACCUACUUCGCCGCUGUAUUCGCCCAGUUCGCCGCAGCACUCGCCGUCGAACCAGUACAGUCCGACAGGAUCCACAUAUUCAGCGACAAGUCCACGCUAUUCCCCCAACAUGUCCAUCUAUUCUCCGAGCAGCACCAAAUAUUCACCCACGUCGCCCACGUACACGCCGACAGCGCGAAACUAUUCGCCCACUUCGCCCAUGUACUCGCCGACAGCGCCCUCGCACUACAGUCCGACGAGUCCGGCGUAUUCGCCGAGCAGUCCCACAUUCGAGGAAAGCGACGAUUAGAGUCGACCCAAGGCUGCUGCUCAACCUGCAGGCGAGAGGGAGAAGGCGAAGGGGGAUGAUGAUGAUGAUCUUUGACAUGGAUGACUAUUUCUUAAUAUAAGUAAAGU